UCGUCUGCGUCUCGUCACGUCCACAUCAGUAUCCAGUGUCAGUAGUGAGUGAGCGCGCACAGUGGACAGUAUGGCCGGAGACAACGCGGGCUUCGACUCCAACUGUAUGACUCUGACACGGUUCGUGCUGGCGGAACAGCGGAAGGUUCCUCAAGCUACGGGAGACCUGACUCAGCUGUUGGUCAGCAUCCAAACAGCUGUGAAGGCAGUCAGCAGUGCCGUCAGGAAGGCUGGUAUCGCUAAACUGUUUGGAAUCGCAGGCUCCACCAAUGUUCAGGGAGAGGAGGUUAAAAAGCUGGAUGUUCUCUCCAACGAGAUGUUCAUCAACAUGUUGUCCUCAUCCUUCACAACCUGCGUCCUGGUCAGCGAAGAGAACGAACAAGCCAUCAUCGUUGAAGCAGAGAAACAGGGCAAGUACAUAGUGUGUUUCGAUCCUCUCGAUGGGUCUUCCAACAUAGACUGCCUGGUCUCAAUUGGUUCCAUUUUCAGCAUUUACAGGAGGCCAGAUGGCACGAGCCCAGUAAGUGAGAAGGACGCUCUACAGUCCGGACGUCAGCUGGUUGCCGCUGGUUAUGCACUCUACGGCUCGGCCACCAUGAUGGUGCUGGCUCUCGGCCGAGGUUCUGGCGUCAACGGCUUCAUGUUGGACCCGGCCAUUGGUGAAUUUAUUUUAACCGACCCAAACAUCCGUUUACCAUCAAAAGGUAAAAUCUACAGCAUUAAUGAAGGCUACACACAUCUCUGGGAUCCUGCCAUCAGGGAAUAUGUGGACAGAAAAAAAGAUCCAAAGUUUGGCAAACCUUACGGAGCACGUUAUGUGGGUUCCAUGGUGGCUGAUGUACACAGGACGCUUAAGUACGGAGGAAUUUUCAUGUACCCUGCUACUAAGGACUCGCCCAAGGGGAAGUUGAGGCUGCUGUACGAGGGAGUUCCGAUGGCGUACCUAGUAGAGGAGGCUGGAGGACUAGCCUCUGAUGGAAGUCGUGCAGUGUUGGAUGUUAUACCAACCUCCAUCCACCAGAGAUGUCCCAUCUUCCUUGGAUCAAGCCAAGAUGUCAAAGAAGUCUUGGACCUCAUACAAAAACAUGCCAAAUAAAAGACUGAUUUUAUGACCUUUUUCCACAAAUAAAUGUAAACUCAAGCGGGUUUUUACUAUGUGGGUUGUGCUAUUGUUACUAGAUAUGUAAUCUUAUUGAAAUUUAUUAAGAAUUUUUUUUACAUUUCAUCAGAAAAUUGUGGUUUUUUCUCCAAUAUCAUAAAAAUCAAUAUACUCUGUGUUGUAAAGUGCCAA
This is a messenger RNA of Macrosteles quadrilineatus (aster leafhopper), 1291 nucleotides long. RefSeq names its product fructose-1,6-bisphosphatase 1-like. Lineage: Eukaryota; Metazoa; Arthropoda; Insecta; Hemiptera; Cicadellidae. The record is from RefSeq and is a predicted model, not a curated record. The coding region runs from base 71 to 1096 and encodes 341 amino acids. Gene Ontology annotation, cellular component: cytoplasm; cytosol. Gene Ontology annotation, biological process: sucrose biosynthetic process; gluconeogenesis; fructose 1,6-bisphosphate metabolic process. The transcript is spliced from 7 exons. Gene Ontology annotation, molecular function: fructose 1,6-bisphosphate 1-phosphatase activity.